UUUUUUUUUUAUUCCUCAGUUGUUCUGCUUUCUAGUAGUUUCUUCCUUUUCUCCUCUUCACAUUCUUUCUCUUUUCUCUCCUUCCUCUCUUUUUUUUCUUUUCUUUUUUUUUAAUUCAUAUUCUUCUGUCUCUGCUGUGUGAGAAGUGUGCCAGGAAAAAAGGCUGGCAAGCGCACUCAAUCUUUAACAUUUCACUUUCUUUUUCAAAUAAAGUCAUUCGAAAUGAACUCUUCCUUUCCCAUCAAUUCCCGAGCAAACCGCAGGCGUGCCUCCAGUUUGGAAAAUCCAACGACACCAUUGCUCGGGUCGAUACCCCAACGCAAGUCUGAUAGAAGAGAACGAGACGAAGCAGCUCAACGGAUCUAUCGCAUGCACGUGGUCUCACCUCCUCAAUGCAUGAUUGUCUAUCUCAUUCUCGCCAUCUUCUAUCUCAGUAUCAUUGGCAUAGUUUAUCUGGCAAGAAAACCAAAUGCUUUUGUACCGACCUUGCCGGAUAUGACCUCUGGUCAGACCAGUCCAGAACAAUUUAAUCCAUUCACAGCAUUUGAACACCUCCAAGCCAUCACAACAGCACCUCACCCUUUUAAUUCGCGUGUCAACACUGAUAUCACUCGAAAAUACAUUCGGGAUCAAUUAAAAGCAUUACAGGCUGAAGCGAUUGCAUUGGGACGUCGCAAUGUACGAUAUGACGACGAUACGGAUGAUGCGGUCUACACACGACUGUCGAACUGGAAAUUUGGAGGAGAGGAGUCUGAUAUUCCUACUGAAGGGAAGGAUGUGGUGCAAGGAGAUAAUAUUGUCAUGUGGGUGGGUGGUGUUGCACGAUCAAUGGAGGGAGAUGUUCCUGUCGAUAUUGAGAUUGAUAUAGAUCAAGAGAGCCAAAGAGCACUGCUAGUUUCAGCACACUAUGAUAGCGUCUCGACUACCUAUGGACAAACAGAUAAUGGUGGAGGAGUUGCAGUAGCGUUGGCCUUGAUCCGUCACUUUAUUCAUCAUCCUGUCCAACAUACAUUGAUCUUCAACUUGAACAACGCUGAAGAGGAUGGGCUCUAUGGUGCGGCAACAUUUAUGGGGGCUCCUCCUAACAGCACUACACAAACAGGCAAUGGCCAUCGCUGGAAAAAGUAUGUCCGAGCCUUUGUGAAUUUGGAGGGCGCUGGAUCUGGUGGCCCGUCUUUGCUUUUCAGAGCUACAAACCACGACAUUGUCCGUCAUUAUGCGGAAAAUGCACCAUACCCACAUGCAUCUGUCUUUACAAAUGAUAUGUUCAAAUUUGGUUUCGUCCGCAGCAAUACGGACUAUGUCAUCUACGCUGAGCAUGGUCUGCCUGGCCUUGAUAUCGCAUUUUAUCAACGCAGAUCUAUGUAUCACUCUACUACGGACACAUUGCCGAUUGAAUCUUUAUACCAUAUGGGAGCUAAUGUACAGGCGACUGUUAUGGGUCUUUGCAACAGUGAUUAUCUUAGUUCACUUCCUCCAGUAGUAGAGUCCUUCAAAGACCCCUCGUCCCAGCCUCGCUCUUGGCUUUACGGGAAGAGCGUCUUUUACGAUGUUUUGGGGAAACAAAUGUUUUUUGCGGAGCUUUGGACGACUCUUUUAAUGAAUGCACUUGUUCUUGGAUUCGGCCUCCCAGUACUUACAUUGACAUUUAUCUACGUGGGUAAAGCCAUCAACGCACGCCGGAGUGACAGCACUACUUCGCCUCAAUCAGCAGAGACAAACCAGACUCGAUCUCUUCGCAGCGCCUUGGGUCCUUCGUCUAUGUCUAUUUCUGGCAACUCUGACGAUGGUUACAACUCCAUUUCCGCUCGAACAGGCAAUUUCCGACAGCAUGGGCGAAUCCCUGACUUGACUGAAGGCAAUUUCCCUAAUCAGCCCAAAAAGGCUAAUGUCAUUCGAGCCACGGCAUUGAUAACAUUUAUUGUAGCACUUGAUAUAACAGCUGCUUAUGCAGCUUCAAAAUGGCAAUGGCUAGUCAAUCCCUUCGUACGAAACGCACAUCCUUGGGUGGUACUUGCGGGACUUGGGGGCCUUCUCACGUUCAUCAACACAAUCACAGUGUAUCUAGCAACUGCGAUUGAAGCAUGGAUAUACGGCCCUGUCCCAAUCGUAAAAGGGGCUACUCAAUGGACGCUUGCAAUCGGUGUAUGGUGGUGGAUUAUCGUGCUUAUCAUUGGGGUAGGCUUAGCUGGUUGGUUUGCAUUGGGCGCAUUGUACGUAAUUGCGGCUCUGUCUGUAUUCUCUGCAGCUGCAGCUUUGAUUCAGCUCGCUCUUGGGUAUUUCAAUCGGAACGAAGGAAUGGACGGUACGAGGUUUGGAUGGGUUCUUGUGUUGGCGGCAAGUUUAUUGGUACCAGGGACUCUCGUUCUCGAUCUACUUGUGAUCGUUGUGCGUGUUACCUAUCAGAGCAUGGUUGUUGAUGACUUUGGAAUAAGGUUUAUGGUAUUUUGCUGAUACCUUUUGUGUUGCCAGCUAUACCAGUUAUUUCCCGUGCAAGGAACUUCAAGAAGGUUCUAGUCAUAGAGCUAGCUAUAUUGGCGCUGUUUGCCUUUUACCUUUCACAGGCGGAUCAAUAUACUUCAGAAGCACCAACAAGUCUCUAUUUCCUUCAGAAAUACAAUCAAACUGCCCGUACAUCAACUAUUAACUUGGUAACAGAGG
Lobosporangium transversale is the source of this 2661-nucleotide messenger RNA. RefSeq lists its product as hypothetical. The coding region runs from base 223 to 2454 and encodes 743 amino acids. NCBI's taxonomy places the organism in Eukaryota, Fungi, Mortierellomycota, Mortierellomycetes, Mortierellales, Mortierellaceae. The record is from RefSeq and is a predicted model, not a curated record. Gene Ontology annotation, biological process: proteolysis. Gene Ontology annotation, molecular function: metalloexopeptidase activity. The transcript has 6 exons.